CCCUGCUGGUUGAAUCCUUCCGCCUUGGCCCUGAGGGACUUUUUCUUCUGCUUUCUUUUGCUUCUGGAGCUCCCGACGUAACUCAACACACUUAGCUGAGCCGUUUGGAUGGGGGUUCCUGCACGAGAUAGGUCCUUUUAGAGGCGCGCGGCGACAUUUGGGGGAGGCUCCUUUCGUACCUGAGGAGAGUGGCGGAGGGAGACGCUUUGUUGUUGAUGGCACAGCCUCAGCGGAGGGUAUUGAGAAAGUCCAAGAUGGCGGCGGCUGCCAGGCCGAGGGGACCCGGCAGGCCCUGAGUCCGGGAAGGGAGGGCUGUGAGAGCGGCACCGGGCCCGGAGAGGCACCAGGGAGACCCCGGAGAGGAGGCGGGAGCAAGGCUAAGGGGAGCGGCGGCCCCGGGGAACCGCUACGGCCGAGCGGCCUAGUUAACCCUCUUCAGUCAGGCCUGCGGCUCAAGUGAGGGGGAGGGGCCGGGUAUGGCCCCCUGAGGGGCCCCGGGAGGGAGGAGCGGGCGGGGGGCAUGGAGUCCCGGGAGGAGCCGGGGGAGCAGACCGAGGCGGGAGACCAAGGCCAGGGAGACUGGGCGCCUCGCGAGGAGAAAGGGGAGCGAGGGGUGCGGGGUUCGAGGGCGGAGAGAGGCCCUUCCGGCGAGAGUUGGGAGCACGGGGAUUGUGGGGAGCGUGGUCCCAGGUCAGAGAAGGCCGAGCGGGCUGCCAAGGGGGAGCGAGGGGCUCCCAGGGGCGACAAGGCUGAGCAAGGGGAUGGGGGUCCCCGGGGAGAUCGAGCUCUUCGGGCUCCCAAAGAGGCGGACCGGGGGCUGUGGGGGGCAGAGCAAGGCGAGUGGGUGGAGCGUGGCCCGGCCUGGGCAGGGGAAGCCGAUCCCCCGUUGCCCCCGGAGGAUUUCUUGCCGCCGCCCGAGUGUCCCGUCUUUGAGCCCAGUUGGGCUGAAUUCAGCGACCCACUAGGUUACAUUGCGAAAAUCCGGCCCAUCGCAGAGAAGAGCGGCAUCUGCAAGAUCCGCCCUCCUGCCGACUGGCAGCCUCCCUUUGCUGUGGAAGUGGAUAACUUCCGGUUUACCCCACGAAUACAGAGGCUCAAUGAACUAGAGGCACAGACCAGAGUGAAGCUGAACUAUUUAGACCAGAUUGCAAAGUUUUGGGAAAUCCAAGGUUCUGCACUGAAAAUCCCCAAUGUAGAGAGGCGAAUCCUUGACUUGUACAGCCUCAGCAAAAUUGUGAUGGAGGAAGGUGGAUAUGAAGCCAUCUGCAAGGAUCGGCGGUGGGCACGAGUGGCUCAACGCCUUUCCUAUCCAUCGGGGAAGAACAUUGGAUCCCUUCUUCGCUCCCACUAUGAGCGCAUAAUCUACCCUUAUGAAAUGUACCAGUCCGGUGCCAACCUGGUGCAGUGCAAUACCCAUCCAUUUGACAACGAAGAGAAAGACAAGGAGUAUAAGCCACACAGCAUCCCAUUGCGCCAAUCGGUUCAGCCAUCCAAGUUCAACAGCUAUGGGCGCCGGGCCAAGCGUCUGCAGCAGGAGGAAUCCGAAUCGUGCCUUGAGCCUCCCAGCGCCCCAGCUCUGUUACCUGAGCGAGCGCCUCAAGCAUGGCCAGAGCCAACAGAGGAAGACAUUGAGAAGAAUCCAGAACUGAAGAAACUGCAGAUUUAUGGUGCUGGGCCUAAAAUGCUCGGUUUGGGGCUUGUGGCCAAGGACAAGAAUAUGCGCAAGAAAGACAAGGAGAUGCCUGAGUGCCCUCCAACAGUGAUUGUGAAAGAGGAGGCCCCUGUUCCAGAGACUAAGCUGGAGCCCACAUCACCCCGACGCUAUGCAAACAUGAAGGAGGAGCUGAGGCACAGUCCAGAACCUUGCACCAAGAUGACAAUGCGCCUGCGUCGCAACCACAACACUCAGUUUAUUGAGUCUUUUGUUUGCCGUAUCUGUGCACGGGGAGAUGAGGAUGACAAGCUCUUGUUAUGUGAUGGCUGUGAUGACAACUACCACAUCUUCUGCCUAUUGCCCCCCUUACCUGAAAUUCCAAAAGGCGUCUGGAGGUGUCCUAAAUGUGUCAUGGCGGAAUGCAAGCGCCCCCCAGAGGCUUUUGGGUUUGAGCAGGCCACUCGAGAGUACACACUACAGAGCUUUGGCGAGAUGGCAGAUUCUUUCAAGGCAGACUAUUUCAAUAUGCCUGUACAUAUGGUGCCAACAGAGCUGGUGGAAAAGGAGUUUUGGCGCUUAGUAAACAGCAUUGAAGAAGAUGUAACAGUGGAGUAUGGGGCUGAUAUCCACUCCAAGGAAUUUGGAAGUGGCUUCCCCAUCAAUGAUGGCAAAAGGCAGCUCUCUCCAGAGGAAGCGGAGUAUGCAGCUAGCGGUUGGAACCUCAAUGUGAUGCCAGUGCUGAAGCAAUCAGUGCUAUGCCACAUAAAUGCUGAUAUUUCGGGCAUGAAGGUUCCAUGGCUCUACGUGGGCAUGGUGUUCUCUGCUUUCUGCUGGCACAUCGAGGAUCAUUGGAGUUACUCUAUUAACUACCUCCACUGGGGUGAGCCCAAAACCUGGUAUGGGGUCCCAUCAUUUGCUGCUGAACACCUGGAAGAUGUAAUGAAGAAGCUGACCCCAGAACUGUUUGAGAGUCAGCCUGACUUGUUGCACCAGUUGGUGACGCUCAUGAACCCCAACACACUCAUGGCUCAUGGGGUCCCAGUUGUCCGAACCAACCAGUGUGCUGGAGAGUUUGUCAUUACCUUCCCUAGAGCCUACCACAGUGGUUUCAACCAGGGCUAUAACUUUGCUGAAGCAGUAAACUUCUGUACUGCUGACUGGUUGCCAGCUGGUCGCCAGUGCAUUGAGCACUACCGCCGCCUCCGUCGAUAUUGUGUGUUCUCACAUGAGGAGCUUAUCUGUAAGAUGGCUGCUUGCCCUGAGAAGCUGGACCUGAACUUGGCAGCUGCUGUGCACAAAGAGAUGUUUAUUCUGGUGCAAGAGGAACGCAAAUUGCGCAAGGCUCUUCUUGACAAGGGUAUCACGGAGGCAGAGCGGGAGGCCUUUGAGCUGCUCCCAGAUGAUGAGCGCCAGUGUGACAAGUGCAAGACAACAUGCUUCUUGUCAGCACUAGCUUGCUAUGAUUGUCCAGAUUGUCUUGUCUGCCUCUACCACAUCAAUGACCUCUGCAAGUGCCCCAGCAGCAAGCAGUACCUCAGGUAUCGGUACACUCUGGAUGAGCUCCCAGCCAUGUUACACAAGCUGAAGGUUCGAGCUGAGUGCUUUGACAUGUGGGCCAACAAGGUUCGAAUUGCUUUGGAAGUCGAAGAUGGACGCAAAAGAACCUUGGAGGAAUUGCGUGCCCUAGAGUCCGAGGCGCGUGAGAGGAAGUUCCCUGAGAAUGAGCUCCUUCAUCGACUCAAAAGCUGCUUGAGUGAAGCAGAGAAGUGUGUCUCAGAGGCCCUGGGUCUGAUAAGCAGCCAAGAAACUGGGGAACCAUCAGUCCAUAUGACAGUGGAAGAAUUACGUGUUUUCCUAGAGCAAAUGAGCAACUUGCCUUGUGUCAUGCACCAAAUCAAAGAAGUCCAGGGUGUGUUGGAGAAGGUGGAAGCUUUCCAAGCUGAGGUUCAGGAAGCUCUACAGGAUCUCCCAGGCAACUCCCCAGAGCUGCACAGACUGCUGGCUCAGGGAACAUGCCUAGGGGUGGAGGUGCCAGAGAUGGAACUACUGGAGAGACAGGUGCAACAGGCUGUCUGGCUGGAGGAGGUCAAGCAGACGCUGCGUUCACCCCAAGAUAAAGUCACUCUAUCUGUUAUGAGAGCACUCAUCACCUCUGGUUGUGGGGUUGCACCUAGCCUUGCUGUGGACAAAGCCAUGGCUGAACUACAGGAGUUACUCACUAUUGCCCAGCGUUGGGAGGAAAAAGCCCAGAUGUGCCUGGAGGCCAGGCAGAAGCACCCACCAGCCACACUAGAGGCCAUCAUCAAAGAGGCAGAGAACAUCCCAGUGCACCUGCCCAAUAUCCUGUCACUCAAGGAGGCUCUUUCUAAGGCACAGGCUUGGAUUGCUGAUGUUGAGGAGAUCCAGAAUGGGGAUCAUUAUCCUUGCCUGGAUGACCUGGAGGGGCUUGUAGCUGUGGGUAGGGAUUUGCCGGUGCGUCUGGAGGAACUGCGCCACUUAGAAGUGCAAGUGGCUACUGCACAUUCCUGGCGGGAAAAGGCUUCCAAAACCUUCCUCAAAAAGAAUUCCUGUUACACGUUACUUGAGGUGCUGUGCCCAUGUGCUGAUGCCGACUCGGACAGUGUCAAACGCACCAAGUGGCAGCGGGAGAAGGAACCAGGCCUAUACAAAUCUGAUACAGAAAGCCUGGGCCUCUCAGCACAAGACCUCAGGGACCCUGGCUCCGUUCAGAUCUUGGCCUUCAAAGAAGGUGAGCAGAAGGAGAAAGCGGGGAUCCUACGCCUACGUCAGUCAAAUGCCCAGAAGCCUGUGCCAUCAACGCACAGUCCUCCCGGGGGCCAGUACUGUGUAUGUUCCCAGCCUCCAAGCCCUGCUAUGCUGCAGUGUGAACUGUGUCAGGACUGGUUCCACACCACCUGUGUGGCUUGGCCCCGCCUUGGCAACCCCCGCCCCUCUCCUGCAUGGUGGGAAUGGGAAGCAAAAUUCCUUUGCCCACUCUGCCAGCGCUCGCGCCGGCCCCGCCUGGAGACGAUCCUGGCUCUGCUUGUAGCCCUACAAAAGCUUCCUGUGCGACUGCCCGAGGGAGAAGCUCUACAGUGCUUGACAGAGCGAGCCAUUACAUGGCAGGACCGUGCCCGCCAGCUCCUAGCCUCCUCAGAUGUAGCAGCUGCCUUGGAGCGUCUGGCGGGGCUGCGGCAACGACUGGUUGGAGAUUCGGCCAAGGAGGCAGGUGCUCUCAAAGAGAGCAGCUGUAAUGAACAGACCAAGGUUUCCUUGGAGAACGGAGACUCCACAGCUCCAGAAAAGAAUGGCUCCUGUGCCUCAGACCUGGAGACACUCUGCUCUUACCUGCCACGGCUGCAGGGCCCUGUACUGGAGGUGACAGAUGCCAUCCGCCUACCCCUGGAGGAGCUGCUAAUGGAGGGAGAUCUUCUGGAGGUGACGCUAGAUGAGAGCCAGAGCAUUUGGCGCCUGCUGCAGGCUGCUUCUGCUCCCCAGCUCGACAAAUUCCACCAACUGCUAGAUCUGGAGCAAGCAGAGCGGCGUGGCACCCGUGGGAGAGGCCGAGACUCUGAGCGAAGGCGGAAGCGGAAGACAGAGCGUGGCGACUACCCACCCUUGCCCAAGGAGGAAUUAGAGCCAAAGAAGAUCCGGGGGGCAGACCCAGCGCUGCCUCAGGGUGGGGCUCCCCCUGCAGCAGGCACAGAUUGCAGCCACAAUGGAGUUGGGCAGUUGUGACGGCUAGAUGAUGCCUGGAUUUCCCCUUCCUGGACUAUACUGCACUGCAAGGGACUCUGGCAGCCCCAUGUCACCCUGUUGGUUUGACUAGCACUCUGCAUGGGGGGGAGGCACCUAGUCCCAGAAGCUGGAGGCUACAAUCUCCCCCACCCGGACUCAGCACUGGCCCUGCACCAGACUAUUUUCAGAUGAUGUAAUAUUUCAUUUUCUUCUUUUCCUCCUUUUGUAUUGUUGAUACCUCGGCAGGGGGAGGCAUUGCAGGGGUCACCAUGGGCACCAAAUGCAGGACCCACCAGUUCCCUUUGGUGGAAGCAGCAGGGUGCACCCUGUUGCUGUAAGGACUAGAGCCUUGCAGAGACCUGUUGUGGGUGGCGAUAGCAGUGUGUGCUGGGAAAAUCCCCAGCUCCUUGCUUCUGGCAGUAAAAGGAGUCAGGUGCCCUCUUAAGGGCAGUGCCCUGCUCCUCGUACCAGCAUUCCCUAGAUACAACAGGGGCAGCGCCUCCUGUUGCACAGAGGGGCAGCUCUCCCCAAACACCCCUAUCUUCCUCCUGGUACCUGUUGGGUUUUAUAGGAACUGGGGUAACCACUUUGUUCUUUAGGGUGGUGGAAAGGGCAAGGAAUCUUCCCGUUCCACUCCAGCCUCUACUCCACCCUGACCUUCCUACCCCCAAAUCGUGGGCCCCAUGCUGCCUCAGGCUCUGACACUAAAGUCCUUUUGUCUUUCUCUUUUUAGUGUUUUUCCUUUUUUCCAGCAGGGGAGGGUGGGCUGUUGAGGGUAGGGAGGGGUGUGUUAUUUUAUUGUAUUAUGAUUUUUUAUUAUUAUUAAACUUUGGAGGUUAAUGAACUUACUUGGAUUUUGGGGGUGAGCGCCACCUCAUCCGUCAGGGGUGCUUUUAGCAGUUGUCAUGUAAAACGUAGGCAUGCACAGGUCUAGUGACUGCUCCUGUCUUGUAACUUCCUGCUAUGUAGGAGGGUAGCUGUGGAGCACUGAGAAGCCCUGAUUAGCUGCUUUCUCCUUUUGAAAUUCUGAGUUCUGGCACCCUAGUUUUCAGUAAAAAAUAGUGUGAUAUGAUUCUUCCAGGUGCCUAAUAGUCACUGUAGAGCCAGAGUGGGGAACCUGCAGCCCAAGGGCCGCAUGUAGCUGUCAGCCUAAUCCCAUACUGCUGGUGAUGGUGGGGAACCUACCAGAAGAGGAGAAGGAGGGGGUGGAAAAUUCCACAAUUGAUCAGUUCAGUCCUGUGGCAAAUGUAAUCUGUCCCUUUCCGUAGCAGUCCACUCUCUAGGGAGAAGUGGGUGACAGGAAAAUAGAGAAAAAGGUUGCCCACUUUUGGCAGCAGCCUGGUCCAUCAUUGGCACAUGGUUCCUGACAGAAAGUUUCCCAUACUCUAGCUGUAGCAAGCCCUGCUCUCCCUCCAGUAGUGAAUUGCACAUCACCAAGAAAAGAGAAAGCCCUUUAGGCCAAACCUACAUACGUUGCCAAGAAGACACAAAGAAGGAAUUUGAGGGGCAAAUUGUUAUGGCUCUGAAAAUGAAUAUUUAAAACUUUUUUUAAUACUUCAGAAGCCCUGCCACCCCCCAAAAAGCCCAGAGAAGUAGAAGGACUGGUAGAUGACAGAAGGGUACUGAACAAAGACAGAAAGAGUCAGGUUAAUAGAUUUCUCUGUGUCAGAUGAUCUUUGAGACUUAACAGCGAGUGCACCUGAAAAGCUAUGUCAAAGAGAGGUGAGAAAGGAUGAUAUUUCAGAACUCAAUUGUCAAAUAAAGAAUUAACAUCGGCUGGGCUGGGCUGCAUGACACUUUAACCAAGGCAUUUUCCCUCCAAUAUUAAAUCAUUGAUAUUUUGUGUAAAACAGGAAAAUUAAUUUUUUCCUUUUUUUGGAGAGGAGUUGAAGGCAGGCAGUGGAAUAACAGGGUUUUUAAACAUCCAGGAAAUUAGAAAGCCAUUUCCCCAGGUAAACUGGUAGAAAGCAUUAUUUAAGACUAAGAUACUUAAGUCUACAUAGGACUGGCCUUCCUGGUGAUGAAUCAACAUGGAGGAAGUCUUGCCUCCUUAACAUCUUUGGAAUUCAGUGUCUCGAACACUGAGCUAAGACCAAUCAGCAUUAGAUGCUUGGGAUUCCAGAAUGCUUUUGACUGUCCCUCCCCAUAGCUUCCUAGGAAAGCUUUGCAGUGAGAGAUGAGAGGAAGAAUUUUCCCAUGGACCAGUAACUGGCUAUAAAGCAGGGAGAAGCAAAGGGUAGAUGUGAUUGAGUAGUUUUCACAAUGGAGAAGAGCAGCCAGUAGUGUUUUAAGUGUCCCUCUUAGAAUUGAUGCUAUGUAAUAUUUUUAAUCAAACUAUAGGCAGGGAAUAGGAAGUAGCCAAGUUCUGCAAAUAACACCAACUUGUUCAAAAUGGUGAAAUUCCAAGGAGUCAGGGCAAAGCUUCAAAAGGGGCCUCCACAGAGGUGUAUACUAUUUUAUGCUAUGUGUAACUAGCCUACACAAUGUGCUUUAGUUGUUAUAAUAAUAGCACCAAGCUUCGAUGGCUUUUAAAAAGGAUUACAUAAAUGUGUGGAGGACAGAGCUAUUGCUACCCAUCAACAAUAGAAGCUUAAUGGAAAUUACAUGUGCCAAAACAGUGUUCUGGAACACCAGAUUUUUUUGGAGGGGGGGAAUGGUAAGAUGGCUAUUGUUUCCAGCAGCUUCUGCAAAACACAAUGUUGAACUAGAUGGGGCUUGAUCCAUCAGGGAAACCUUUGGUUCUUGAGCUGGAUACAUGUCCUUCUGGAGCCUUUGUAGCACCAUUGCUAGGUUCCCCCCCUUACCCUUCCUCCUUGGUCCAGCACUUGAAUGGGGCUGCAGGGGUGUAGGCAGAACCCUCCUACAUCUGAGGCAUAAGGCAGUUCCCCUACCGUGGGGAGGAGUCUGCACACACAGAACAUGUAAAAGGGUGUCUUUCCUGCUGUAGACAAAACAGAAAAGCUGGAGAACUCCAAUCAUCUGAAUAACCUGCAGUCCAAAGCCUGCUACUGCAUUUCAGUUCAACAAGCAUUUUAUACAGGACUCAAAAAAAUAAUAAUAAGCAAAAGUAGCCUUGUCUUAUAAGAAAAAUUCCAAACUUCACAUUAGAGCAACAACUUAACCCAACCAAACUCUCACAAAAUUGUUAUCCAGAACACUCUCAUCAGGCUAGAUGGCAAGCAAAGCAGGGGGGACUGUAGACAUCAGAAUUUGUCAGUCUUAUGGUGGCAUGUAGAAGGAGGUGGCAGACAUUAAAAUGAGAGACUUGAGCCUGAUGACUUGUUUCCCCAGACUAUGAAAUGAGAGCCCAGUCAAUCCACCAAGGAUGGCAAAAGGCAUAAAUGCACCCAUUCUACUGGUGACCAGCAGUGUUUGCGGGAACCAUUGCCAAGGCAAAGAACCGUAUGAUCUAGUUGAGAUUCCUUCCUUGGAGGGGGUUGGACUAGAUGACUUUGGGAACACUCCCAAUGCAACAGUUCCAUGAUUCAAUGAGGUUUUGAUGAUUAAGCAGUAUAUAAAGCACAUUAAAUAAAAUGCUAUAGUUGCAGGUUUCAGGUUGCAUCUGGCUGCUGGGAGAAAAGGCACACAUGAUGGAUGAAACCUGCAAAUUACCUAGCUGUGUUUCAUUUGAAUGUCUGCUACAUCCUCCCACAUUCCAUCUUACGAUUCUGACUAAAUGUAGUCUCCAUGGUUUCAGCACUAGCCAAUUCUCCCCUCCCUGCUUUUGUUUACCUGAAGAAGCAUUCUAAAGAAUUUGAAACCUUUAUAACAUUUUGGUUCACUUAAUAAAAGUAUUUUCCUAAGUUGGAUAUUGAAAUAUACAGAGCAAUUGGUCUUCCCACUCAUGCAAAUUAACUGUAUUUGCUUAUUUGGCCAGAGACCAGACAAAACCUAGGAUAGAUCUGUCUGUUGAUUACUUCCAUUCAAGGGUAAGGGUCAGUUUUAUACCUGUGUUGUAGCCAAGGUAAAAGUCAGCUUAAUAACAUGUUUUUAUCCUUCUCUGGUGUUGACCCCUCCCAUUCUCGGUAGGUCUUUGAUCUAACUGGAUGGGGCAUUACAACUACAUUUUAAAUAUAAUUUUAGGAUCACUGUGCAGGAAUGUUGUUACUUUCAGAAAUUCACCAUGGCCCUCUGCAUUUUGUUUAGAAAAUAAACUGGCAUUUUUA
Molecule: messenger RNA, 9558 nt
Organism: Podarcis muralis (Common wall lizard)
Lineage: Eukaryota; Metazoa; Chordata; Lepidosauria; Squamata; Lacertidae
Gene: KDM5C
Product: lysine demethylase 5C
Biological process (GO): chromatin remodeling; regulation of DNA-templated transcription
Cellular component (GO): chromatin; nucleus
Molecular function (GO): histone H3K4me/H3K4me2/H3K4me3 demethylase activity; DNA binding
Source: RefSeq, a predicted model, not a curated record